UCGACUUUCAAUCGGGCCGCCUCUCCGUAUGGCGUCCCGUGGCAGCGGGGACACCUUUUAUAAAAGACUGUGACCCAACGUACUGAUCAUCACACGUGCCAUAGCCCCUGCAAAAUGAGAACUCCUUUAACGUGGCUUGUAUUUCUGUCGGCCCUGUUGGCUCAGGGAUAUGCUUGGAGGUCGGACAGCGAAGAAUGUGCUUUACCUCUAAAACACUUCAAGUAUAUAUCACCAACUGGUUAUGGAGAAAAAUGCAUUUCAUAUGCUAAUGUUUCCGAAGCUUUCCAUGAAGCAUGUAGAGGAGUAUUGGGUAUAGAACCGGGAACUAACGAUUUAACAGAUAUUCAAUUGGAUAAUUUUGGCGAUGUAAUUCAAGAAACAACGAGAAUUUUAUGUGAAUGGUUUGGACUAACAAAAGAUCAAGUGCGAAGUUUAUUACCAAUUAUAAAUACGGAAAACACUGAUAUUGGAGCAUACUGUCCGAAAGAAUUAAAAUCGUAUCCAGGUAAUGAUUGCGGAGAUGGAAUUGAGUUUCGUUCGAUCGACGGGAGAUGUAAUAAUUUUGUUCAUCCACAUUGGGGCGCUGCGAAAUUACCUUUUAAAAGACUUUUACCACCCGAUUACGGUGACGGUAUCAAGUCGAUCAGGACGAGCAUAACCGGAUUUCCGUUACCCAAUCCUAGGUCCGUUUCGGCUCGCGUGCACAAAGACAUAGCUAGACCACAUCGCACUGAUAUAACAUUUUUGUUUGCCGCCUUUGGGCAACUCGUUGAUCAUGAUCUCACUCUCACCGCUGAAACCAAAGACCCGAUCACCAGACAAGAGAUUAAAUGUUGUUCGGGAGCCAACAAUCCGUAUUGUAUACCAAUCAAUGUGCCAAUCGAUGAUCAGUUUUUCGUGGGAAGUCAUCGCCAAAGGUGCAUCGACAUGAUUAGAUCUCUAGCCGGCGUCAAUACUGAUUGUCCUCUAGGUCCUCGUGUCCAAACUAACGCAUUGACAUCACCUAUCGACGGCAACUUUAUAUACGGCUCCAACGAAAAACUUGCGAAUAAACUCCGGUCGUUUGAAGGAGGAAAGUUAACCAUGGUCCCGGUAUUGGCGGGUAACCGGCUCAAGCCAAUAUUGCCGCCAAAGAAAGACCAACCAGAUGACGGAUGUAUUAGGCCUCACCCAGAUCUUUAUUGUUUCUUAGCCGGCGAUAAUCGCGUAAACGAACAACUGGCUCUAGGUGUACUCCAUACGAUUUUCACUCGAGAACACAAUCGAAUAGCCAACGAAUUGUGUGCGAUCAAUCCACACUGGGAUGACGAACGACUAUACCAGGAAUCGCGAAAAAUCGUCGGUGCGAUGAUCCAGCACAUUACUUACAAUGAGUUCCUGCCGAAGUUAUUGGGCAAGUUUACGAUGAAAAAGUACGGUUUGGAGCUUUCAACGCAAGGGUUUUCCAAUAGUUAUGACCCAGAUGCAGACAUCACAGUGCCGGCUGCGUUUGGCGCUGCUGCCUUCCGAUUCGGUCACUCACUGUUGCCCGACGCCAUGGAACGUUGGAGUGCAGGUCACAAGUUCUUAGGUUCCAGGCGGUUUAGUGAAAUGUUCCAGCAACCGUAUGACCUUCACAAACCUGGCUGGCUAGACCAAUAUUUAUUGGGCAUGGUGAACCAAGCGUCCCAGGCCAUGGACGACGCGGUAACGUCUCAAGUGACCAACCAUCUGUUCCAGGAACCUGCCAACGAUUACGGCAAGGACUUAGCGUCCAUCAACAUACAACGAGCUCGGGAACACGGGAUACCCAGCUACUCGGCCUGGCGGCAAUAUUGCAAACUGCCGGCGAUCAAGACAUGGAGCUCGAUGCUGACUGACAUUAGCAACGCCACGGUGAAGGCGUAUUACGAUUUGUACACCACACCUGAGGACGUGGACCUAUGGUCAGCGGGUGUGUCGGAACGGUCUAUCGAUGACAGCAUCGUGGGACCGACGUUUGGAUGUAUCAUAGCCAAGACGUUCAGUGAUUUGAAAAAGGGCGAUCGGUUUUGGUACGAGAAUCCCGGUCUGCCAAACUCAUUCACGCUAGAGCAACUGACGGAAAUAAAAAAAGUUAAGUUAUCGCGAGUGUUGUGUGAUAACAGCGAUAAUAUUGUAACAAUUCAACCGUUCGCUAUGGAAUUGCCGUCACAGCAAAAAAAUAACAGGGUUGCUUGUAAAGGACACAUACUACCACAGAUGGAUUUAUGGGCUUGGAAAGAAUAUACAGGCUGUUGCACUAAAAAGAAAGUACCGAACUUGAAUAACCUAAAUCCACAAAUACACAAAGUUCAAAUAAAUGAAUGGAACAAAGAGGAUGAUAAUCUGCAUAAGCUCAUCCAAGCAAUAGCUGUAAACAUCUCCUCAUCAAAACCAACGAACACUUGGUAAUAAAAUUUAAUAAUAUAAAUAAUACUCGCUGUAAUAACUAUAAUUUAUUAUUUAUUUGUAAUUUUAAUUUUAAAAAUGUUUGUUAUUUAUUAUUAUGUAUUUAAAGUAUAAAAUUGAUUAAAUGAUGAAAAAAAAAUUCUAAUAAUAUGAAAUGUAAACAGCUUUUUGGUAUUUUUAUUACCGAAAUUUGGUAUUAGAAUUAAGAGUCCGGACAAAAUUUAUCUAAAAAAUCAUAGAAAUAUAUUGUAUAUUUUUAUGCAGAACCAACGAAGAAAUAAAAUGUAGUUAGUUACGUUAUGUUUAGGAAGUUUACAAUAAAAAAUUUUAAAUAUGAACAAAAAAAAAGAGUGUGUUUAAGUUAAUUAUAACUAUAAUCUCAAUUCACGAUCACAUCUUAAGAACUUUUUUGAUUUAAAAUGCUACUACACACGGGUAAGUAGGAAUUCAAUAACAAUAUUGGUAUGCAUUAUGUUUACAAUUUUGAAUAGAAUAUAAUAUAAACUUAUCAGCAAGCUUUGGAGUAAUUACUGCAGGGGUAUUUAGGGAUCAUAUCCUCCGUCCAUGACUUUUUUUUAAAGCCUGGCAUAUUAUAUUUAUGUACUUAUCUAACAUUGCUUUAGUAUAUAUCAUAGAAAUAAUAAAAGAAACACAAAUCCCCCCAAUCCCCCUAUACCAACUGUACAUAACUGUGAUAAUCUUACUUUAUAAUAAACACUAUAUUGCACAAAUA
Messenger RNA from Aphis gossypii (cotton aphid), 3142 nucleotides. RefSeq names its product chorion peroxidase-like. The transcript has 13 exons. The record is from RefSeq and is a predicted model, not a curated record. Gene Ontology annotation, biological process: response to oxidative stress. NCBI's taxonomy places the organism in Eukaryota, Metazoa, Arthropoda, Insecta, Hemiptera, Aphididae. Gene Ontology annotation, molecular function: heme binding; peroxidase activity. Bases 115 to 2412 code for a protein of 765 amino acids.